This is a messenger RNA of Cornus florida, 1149 nucleotides long. Its product is annotated as protein FAR-RED IMPAIRED RESPONSE 1-like. The transcript has 3 exons. Gene Ontology annotation, biological process: regulation of DNA-templated transcription. The record is from RefSeq and is a predicted model, not a curated record. Bases 1 to 1149 code for a protein of 382 amino acids. NCBI's taxonomy places the organism in Eukaryota, Viridiplantae, Streptophyta, Magnoliopsida, Cornales, Cornaceae.
AUGGAGUUUGAUAGUGAGAAAGAGGCAUAUGAUUUUUACAAUGCAUAUAGUGGUCGAAUUGGUUUUAGUAUCCAGAAAGAGUAUGGCAAUAAAGUUAAUGGAAGAAUUACAUCAAGGGCAUUAGUUUGUAGCAAGGAAGGAGUUUCGGCUUGUAAUGCAUAUGAGUUGAUGGGAAGGCAAUCUGGUGGCAAAGAAUCAGUUGGGUACUUGAAAGUGGAUCUUAAAAAUUAUCUAAGGACGCGAAGACAAAAAGAGCUUUUUUAUGGAGAGGCUGCAUGGCUUGUGCAUUAUUUUGAGACGCGUGCUUGUGAAGAUUCUUUGUUCUUCUAUUCCUUGCAACUGGAUACUGAGCAAAUGAUUACAAACAUAUUCUGGUCAGAUUGUAGAAUGAUCAUUGACUACGGCCAUUUUGGAGAUGUUAUUAGUUUCGACACAACGUACAAAGUGGUACACGAUAAUAAACCAUUUGCAAUUUUCUUGGGUAUGAAUCAUCACCGGGAGACCACUGUGUUUGGAGCAGCCUUAACAUAUGAUGAGACAGCGGAUUCAUUUGUCUGGUUAUUUGAAACGUUCUUGAAAGCGAUGGGCGAAAAAGCGCCAAAGACGAUUAUUACGGAUCAAGACGCUGCAAUGGCGAAGGCAUUAAAGCAGGUCAUGCCGGUGACGAAACAUCAUUUAUGUGUUUGGCACUUAAUGAAUAAUGCGCAGAAGAACCUACUGUUUCUAUUUAAAUGCGUGGAAGGAAUAAAGAAGGUCAUCUCAAAAUUAAUGUUCCAAAUUGAGGAGGAGGAUGAUUUUAUCAGGGAAUGGGAUUUAAUGAUUGCAGAGUAUGGUGUUGCUGGUAAUAAGUGGCUUUCCACUGUGUUAGAUUUGAGACAUAAAUGGGCCUUAGCAUUUGUCAAACACGACUGGCCUGCAGGAAUGAGUAGCACGCAAUUGAGUGAAAGCUUCAAUGGUCAAUUGAAGUAUUACCUUUCCAGACAAAUUAUUCUACCAGAAUUCUUCACACACUUUGACAGAUUAUUGUCGGACAAGUGGUACAAGGAGUAUCAAGCCAAGUAUGGCUUGGUGGAGAGGCAACUGGAACUAAAAACAAAGUGCCACAUAUUACGUCAAGUGAGGAAGGUGUACAACAAGGCAAUAUUUUAG